UCUUGAUAAUUGUAUAACUCCUUCUGGGAAGCGACUUUUGAGGAGUUGGUUUUGUCACCCAUUGAAGGACGUUGAGGAAAUCAAUAAUAGACUUAAUGUGGUCGAGGCCUUAAUUACGCGUUCAGAAAUCAUGUUAAUUGUGGCACAAUAUCUGCGCAAGAUUCCAGACUUAGAAAGGUUGCUUGCCAAGGUUAAAGCUAUGGUUCAUUCGCAAGCUAUACUCACGAUGCCGCUGGUAGGAAAGAAAACAUUGAAACAAAGGGUGAAAGUAUUUGGAUCGAUUGUAAAAGGUUUUCGAAUUGGGAUGAACUUACUUAUUUUGCUACACAAUGACGAGCAUCUCAUGUCGUUGUUAUCAAAAGUCCUGGACAUCCCGCAGCUUAGUGAGCAUAAUUCCCUUAGUGAGUUUCUUAGCCAGUUUGAAGCGGCUAUUGACAGUGACUUCCCCAAAUAUCAGGUCAGCUUCUUUUAGAUUGCUGCAUAUGAUUAUUUUGAAAAUUUUGCUUUAGGUGCUUGAGCCAUGAAAAACAAGAAUGGUCUCCAAAAUGCUUGCCUGCUUUAAGUUUAGAAAUAUUCCAAUUUUGCAAUACCUAUGCCAUCAUCAUACAUAUAGCAGAACAAGUCACCUUGACUGCUAUGCUUCCUCAGGAAUUUCAUA
Messenger RNA from Spinacia oleracea (spinach), 658 nucleotides. RefSeq names its product DNA mismatch repair protein MSH7-like. The record is from RefSeq and is a predicted model, not a curated record. The transcript is spliced from 2 exons. Bases 131 to 472 code for a protein of 113 amino acids. Lineage: Eukaryota; Viridiplantae; Streptophyta; Magnoliopsida; Caryophyllales; Amaranthaceae.